AUGAGCGUGUCAAUGCACUCGAGUGGCGUUGCGUGGAGAUGUCUCUUCUGCCGCUCCCUGCCCACUCGUCCACGCCAUCCCACCCGCCUCUUCACCAUCAGUGCUCAGACGAGAGCCGAUGAAGGCGAGGGCUCCUCCAAUCCCCUGAUCGAGCAAUACCAAAAGGACAAUGUUGGCAAGACUGCUCAGACCCCGGCGCUUCCCCGACCCGGUGAUCUGGCCGCCUCGUCCAUCUUCGAAGACGACCGCCGAGCCCAAGCAAUGGCAAGCCGAGCGCGAGCAAUCGAACAGGGUGAAGAAGAAGAGGACGAGGGCCGGCAACGAAGAGACCCUCGCUCCACCCUUCGAGUGCUCGAUCCCGACCCCAAUUCCCGCGAACGAUGGGAACGCAAAAAAGUCAUCCAGAUGGUGCGGAAAGGUGGGCGACUCUCGAAGGCGCAGUUCAUCAAACGCACCGAGCGCGAGCACUUGGUGAAGAGCCACAACAUGAAGACAUCCGUCAAGAAGCUGGGCAUGCUCGCGCGCCAGAUCGCCGGAAAGAAUGUCGACGAUGCCAUUUUGCAGAUGCGCUUCAGCAAGAAGAAGGCGGCGACGGAGAUUCGGAAACAGCUGGAGACGGCGAGAGACGAGGCGGUGGUGACGCGCGGCAUGGGGUUGGGCAAGGUGAACGGUACAGAAGACGCAAGCAGUUCCGACGGCGCGACUGCGGCAGAGGGAAAGAAAGCAGACGAGGAACUCCACAUCCGCCUGAAGAGCGGCAAGCGCCAUGUGGUUUCGGAUCGCUCCAGCAUCUACAUCGAUCAGGCAUGGGUUGGCCGGGGACCGUACGGCAGAUUGCCCGACUAUCGAGCCAAGGGCAGACUCUUCAUCAUGCGAACGCCCUUCACGAGUCUGAGCUUGCUUCUGAAAGAAGAGGCCACUCGCAUCCGGGAGUAUGAGGAACGCGAAGAGAAGCGCACUCGACGGAGACUGGACAAGGUAUGGACGGCUCUGCGCGACCGGCCCAUCUCGACGCAGAGGCAGUGGUAUAGCUGGUGA
Molecule: messenger RNA, 1038 nt
Organism: Neohortaea acidophila
Lineage: Eukaryota; Fungi; Ascomycota; Dothideomycetes; Mycosphaerellales; Teratosphaeriaceae
Product: ribosomal protein L22/L17
Exons: 2
Coding region: 1-1038 (345 amino acids)
Biological process (GO): ribosome assembly; translation
Cellular component (GO): mitochondrial large ribosomal subunit; ribosome
Molecular function (GO): structural constituent of ribosome
Source: RefSeq, a predicted model, not a curated record